Mytilus trossulus (common blue mussel) is the source of this 561-nucleotide messenger RNA. Its product is annotated as oocyte-specific homeobox protein 8-like. Gene Ontology annotation, molecular function: DNA binding. Bases 102 to 440 code for a protein of 112 amino acids. The record is from RefSeq and is a predicted model, not a curated record. The transcript has 2 exons. NCBI's taxonomy places the organism in Eukaryota, Metazoa, Mollusca, Bivalvia, Mytilida, Mytilidae.
UAAAGUGUAGCCAGUCCACCAUUAGUGAACUAUAUGCAAAGGCCUCAAGACUGAAAUCUUCAAAAGAACUGAGUCUUCGAGGCCGGGAGUUAUAUGACAAAAUGCAAACCUGGUUAACAUCAUCAGCUGCUCAGAAGGAAACCCAAAGAAGUAUGAUACAGCAAAGGGCAUACAGUGCCAAACCUACUCCGCCAAGAAAGAAGGGAUCUAAGGCUAUCAAAUUUUCUGCAGUUCAAAUGGCUGUGUUGGUCAAAUUAUAUAGAAAAGAUGACAGACCAGCAACAAAGAAACAGCAACUGAUAGCUGAAGUCCUUAAUUUGGAAAUUCACCAAAUAAGGACUUGGUUCAACAAUCAACGAGCCAGAAAUUUUCCAGCAGGAAAAGAACAUUCUUCACAGAACAUUCCAGAUGAUCUUGAUAUCUUUGUAAAUAAUUACUAACAGUGAACUUGUAUGUUUUAAUGGGACUUAAUUUUCUAACUGUAUUUGGGCUUCAAAAUUAUUCAUUUUUAUUUUAAAAAUGGGGGUGGGGGUAAUGAAAUAUUCUUUUUCCAAUUUUGAU